AGACAGGGCUGCCCGGAUCAGAAACAUCCUGCAGCAUCUCCGCCUCCGGAGGAAAAAUACAUUUGUCUGGGCGAACUCCGGUGGAAAAGCGCCCCAGGCUGCCACAGCCUAGAGAUCUUGGGGCUGCAGCCCUCGCGGCCUGCCGAGGGAGCAGGGGGCGCCCGUGGAACUGGCUCCCUGCAGCUCUGCGGCUACACGCGGACCUCGGCUGUGUGCGAGGUGGCGGAGGAGGCUGGCCGGGUGCGAAUCCGUACCCAGCCCCAGCAUCUUCCACCUGCUGAGGACCACCGCUCAGCCAUGGGCUACCAGAGGCAGGAGCCUGUCAUCCCGCCGCAGAGAGAUCUAGAUGACAGAGAAACCCUUGUUUCUGAACAUGAGUAUAAAGAGAAAACCUGUCAGUCUGCUGCUCUUUUUAAUGUUGUCAACUCGAUUAUAGGAUCUGGUAUAAUAGGAUUGCCUUAUUCAAUGAAGCAAGCUGGGUUUCCUUUGGGAAUAUUGCUUUUAUUCUGGGUUUCAUAUGUUACAGACUUUUCCCUUGUUUUAUUGAUAAAAGGAGGGGCCCUCUCUGGAACAGAUACCUACCAGUCUUUGGUCAAUAAAACUUUCGGCUUUCCAGGGUAUCUGCUCCUCUCUGUUCUUCAGUUUUUGUAUCCUUUUAUAGCAAUGAUAAGUUACAAUAUAAUAGCUGGAGAUACUUUGAGCAAAGUUUUUCAAAGAAUCCCAGGAGUUGAUCCUGAAAACGUGUUUAUUGGUCGCCACUUCAUUAUUGGACUUUCCACAGUUACCUUUACUCUGCCUUUAUCCUUGUACAGAAAUAUAGCAAAACUUGGAAAGGUCUCCCUCAUCUCUACAGGUUUAACAACUCUGAUUCUUGGAAUUGUAAUGGCGAGGGCAAUUUCACUGGGUCCACACAUACCAAAAACAGAAGACGCUUGGGUAUUUGCAAAGCCCAAUGCCAUUCAAGCGGUCGGGGUUAUGUCUUUUGCAUUUAUUUGCCACCAUAACUCCUUCUUAGUUUACAGUUCUCUAGAAGAACCCACAGUAGCUAAGUGGUCCCGCCUUAUCCAUAUGUCCAUCGUGAUUUCUGUAUUUAUCUGUAUAUUCUUUGCUACAUGUGGAUACUUGACAUUUACUGGCUUCACCCAAGGUAAAAUGAGAGAUUCAGUUGUAGUGUUCAUGUGCAUUGGUACAGGUAUGCCGAAUGUUCUACUCAUUAUUGUUACAGGGGACUUAUUUGAAAAUUACUGCAGGAAUGAUGACCUGGUAACAUUUGGAAGAUUUUGUUAUGGUGUUACUGUCAUUUUGACAUACCCUAUGGAAUGCUUUGUGACAAGAGAGGUAAUUGCCAAUGUGUUUUUUGGUGGGAAUCUUUCAUCGGUUUUCCACAUUGUUGUAACAGUGAUGGUCAUCACUGUAGCCACGCUUGUGUCAUUGCUGAUUGAUUGCCUCGGGAUAGUUCUAGAACUCAAUGGUGUGCUCUGUGCAACUCCCCUCAUUUUUAUCAUUCCAUCAGCCUGUUAUCUGAAACUGUCUGAAGAACCAAGGACACACUCCGAUAAGAUUAUGUCUUGUGUCAUGCUUCCCAUUGGUGCUGUGGUGAUGGUUUUUGGAUUCGUCAUGGCUAUUACAAAUCCUCAAGACUGCACCCAUGGGCAGGAAAUGUUCUACUGCUUUCCUGACAAUUUCUCUCUCACAAAUACCUCAGAGUCUCAUGUUCAGCAGACAACACAACUUUCUACUUUAAAUAUUAGUAUCUUUCAAUGAGUUGACUGCUUUAAAAAUAUGUAUGUUUUCAUAGACUUUAAAACACAUAACAUUUACACUUGCUUUAGUCUGUAUUUAUGUUAUAUAAAAUUAUUAUUUUGGCUUUUAUCAAGACUUGGCUUUUAUGAGUAGUGCAAUAUAAAAGAUAAAGAAAAGAAAAAUUGAAUGUAUUUCACCUUUGACUGGAACAAAGUAAGUGUUUUGUUCUAAUGACUGCACUACACUAAUGCUAAUUGAAGAAGGGAGAGUAAAGCCUUUAGCAUUUUCUGACAUCCCCCUUUUAUUUAAUAUGCAAACCAGUAUAUUGUGCUCCAAAAUGAGUAGGUGAUUGUGGGUUGGAAUUUUGUGUAGAUGUCUUUUGGUGGGGGGGUGGGGGGGGGUGGGCAUUUUCUUUGUCCUUAAAAGUCUGUGGAACUGAAGAGAAGGGAAACCCAAAACGAUUGAAAAGAAGACAUAUCCCAAGAACAAAGAGGAGCUCUCCAUUAUAAUUUCAGCAGCAUCCUUUGUUUAAAGGGAAAUGGAUCCCUGGAGAAAUGAGCAAAGACCUCUCCAUGUGAGGAAGCCUGAAUCAUAGACUGGCUGUGAGGAGCAAGGUGUGUAAAGAAUCAAAAUCACCUCCCAUCUUCUGAUGCUGUGGGAAUACAAUGGUAGCGCCAUUCUAAAACAGAAAAAACAAACAAACAAAACAAAACAAAAAAAAACAGUUGUUCUGUGGCAAGAACCUAAGAGAUUGGUGAUAUGGACCUGUUGAAUUUUUAGUGCUGUCAGGAAUGUACAACUGGAAGCUGAACUUUGAAACUAGAAACGUGUAAAAAGAAUCAGGGCUACAGAAGAAGCUUUCUCAGUCCACUGGGGGUUCCUCAGAGAGAUUUCUGGGAGCUCUUGUUGACUGGGUCUUUGGGAGCAGAUAGUGAGAUGGAGUUUCUCAUAACUAAUGGGAGAGAGGGGAAAGCAGGAUUGUUAGGGAGAGGUAGAACUGCAGUGCAGGCUGACCUCAGCCAAAUCCACAGGGAAGCUGGUGCGUACAUGACCCAUCAGAGUUGUCCCUGUUCAACGGUAAUAGCCGGGUUUUGAUACUGCUGCCUCCAUCAGUCAUUUAAUGUGAGCAUCUGGAGAAGGAUGAGUUCUUGGGCUAGGCAAAUCUUUGCAGCAGAGCAAACCCUAAAGGAACUGAGAGCUGGAGGUGGUCUACUGAUAGCUUUGUCACCACAUGCUUCCUUACAGGGGUAUCUGGGAGACACAGCUGUGCCCACCACAGAUGCCCUCGGUUUACUGAGGAUUUUUAAAUGAUUUUUUAAUGAGGACUUUGUGUCUUUGUAUGUAUGACAAUCUUUAAAAAGUAACAUGAAAAUCUGGGGCCAUCUGGAUGGCUUCCUUAUAUCAAGUAUCACCUAAGAUUUUCAUUUCAUUUGUAUUCCAAUCAGGUUGUCCAUCUGUGGCACUAUAUUAAUUGUUGCCAAAUAACGAGAAACUAUCACAAGCAGAGUUAAUACAUAUAUGAUGAGUUUGUACAAAUCAAAUGCAAAAAAAAAUCCUACAGGAAGUGUAUAAAGGGUAGGUUCACAGUAGUUUGAAUAAAGUGGCAAGAGCUGAGUCACUGUGUGACUCAUAGUGAGAAAGGCCUAUUGAACAUAAAGGAAGAUGCAUUUUAGCAGGUAGAACCAUGCUCAGGGUUUUAGUGGUGAUUUGUUUUUUCAAUAAAAUAUUAUCCUUACCACUAAAUUAAUUUAAAUUCUGUUGGGUAACUUUUCUGUAUUUAACUUAUAAAUUUGUUUUUUUAUAGUUAAGGGUCAUAGGCUAAGCAGUUUGUGCCUGUUUUUAGAUUGGUACAUGUUUAGGUAAAAUAUAAUAAAAAUGCUUUCAUUCCAUGUAAGAAAUGAGGAAAUGUAAGAAAUUUUUGCCACAGUCUGUCAUUACAUUGCUCAAGACUGAGAAACACUGACCUACAUAAUUAUUAAGUAAAGUCAUGAGGGAUGAGAUCUCUAAGCAUGUACAAAGAAAAGUAUGUCAAGGAUAACAUAAUUUAGCACGUAACCAUCUCUUAUCUUGUACUUUGGUGUUGCUUCAUACUCUUCAAGCAGAUGAAAGCUCCUGGUAGGAACUGAGCGCAGCAUUAGUGCCUAAUAAACAUGUAUUGGUUUAUUUAUUUUUAAUCAGCUGUAGAACAAGACUGCUUAUGACCCAGUUAUUAUCUGCAUGGAUUACCGACAUCUUUCAAAUUAUAAUUUAAUAAAUCUUAGGAACUCACAUUUAUUUUGCAAGAAUACUUGUAUGCUUAUUUUGCCACCAUGUAUAACUGCAAGAACCCCACCCCUCAAUCUAUUUUCUGCCUCAGUUCAAUAAGACAUUCCCCUGAAAAUCUUUCCAUCCCUGCCACUUGUUGCCCCUAACAAAGCAACUUGAAGGUUUUAAACCAGUUUUUGAAGCUGCCAAUACACUUAAAUGUAUAAAGCACUUCUUAACUUUAAAAAGAUGGUGGUAGGCAAAAAUCACAUCUUUACACACAAAUGAGAACAUCUAGCAAUACACUUCCUUUAAGGAUAUAAGUUGGAUAGCAUCUGUGUAAUUUAGAAAUUGAGUCAUUGUUCACUUAUUAUAGAAUCUUUAUUAUCAACACUAACUUGAACCAUCUUCAAACAUCAGAAUGGGUAAACUGUCUAUGACCAUACCAUCCUGAACGCACCAGAUCUCAUCUGAUCUUGGAAGCUAAGUAUGGUCUGGCCUUGUUAGUACUUGGAUGGGAGAAGAGGUAAACUGCCUUGCCUGGACUAUUUCCAAUGAUGCCAAACAAUAAUUGUUGCCCCUUGUCUUUCUUAAAAGGAGACUGCAUCCAUUUAACCAAACUAAGAAAUUUUCAAUUAGUCCUCUGCUGAAGUCAUACUAUACACAUCUACUUAAUUAAAGAUACAUUUAUUGAAGAGAACAGGUCUCCUCCUGGUUUAUCUGCUAUAGCCUUGCUUAGGAAAGGAAUAAUAGUCUGUCUUUUAAUUAGGUGUGGCUAUUGAUUGGAGCAAAUGUUGUCAGGUGGUCCAAGAGUGGCCCAAGCAUGAAUCAAUGAGUGACCAUGAGGUCACCCAUCAGUGAGGGUACCCAUGAAUGCUUUACUAACUGUGGCAAGGAUAAUAAUUUGCUACCUCAAUAGAAUAAGCGCUUUUAAGAAUGUAUGCUUAUUCUAAAAAAUGUGUAAAGAAUUUGCCAAGAUAGCAGAGCAAAUAUGUAGAGCAAAUAUGUAGAGACCAGAGAUGCUGUGACCUAGAGAACACAUAGACCAGGAGAGAAAGAAAAGAGCCCAGUCUUUGUCUAGAGUAGUGGCUUUUAAACUUGGACAUGUGUCGGAAUCACCUGGAGGCCUUGUUGAAACACAGAUUGCUGGGCUUCACCCCCACAGUUUCUGAUUCAGUACUUGGAGUGGGGCCUCAGAAUUUCUAUUUCUGAAAAGUUCCCAGGUGAUGCUGCUGCUGCUGCUGGUUCAGGGACCACGUUUGAAAAAGGUUGGAAGUUGGACAUAAGAAAGUGCCAGAUGGAGCCAUCUGUUUAGAGGCUGGGACACAAUACAAGCAAGAUGUAGGAAUACCAUGCUAGAUCUCAGGGAAGAAAAUGAGGCUGGAGAUGUAGGAGGGAGAGCAAUUGGUACAUAUUAAAUGUGUUAUCCUUUGCCUUUUUGAAAAAUCAUCUAGAGACACAGUGAGAAGAGGAGAAACCAAGACAAUAAUAUUAGUGAAGAGCAACGACAAAGGACAUGGGAGGAGAAUUAACAAGGGAGAAAAUAGAGAUUACAACCCCAAAUCAACACAGUUAUGCUAGUUAAGCUGCAGGCCUGGUUCUGAGCCUGCCAGCACUCAGGGAAGGUUACCUGAGUUUCAUGGCUGCCAUUGUGAGAAUGAAGAAAAUAUCAGUUUCUCAAAAGAACACCAAGUUUUCCAAGGACUAAACUCUCAGCAGAAUGGCUUACUUGGAAAAUUACAUAGGGAACAUGAGUAAAACUGGGUUAUGAACGAUAAUGUCAUUCAGAUAAAGAAUUUACAUGGUUGUCUUUUAUAAGACACUUUUUCAUUCCAUUAAUGUUUGCUCAUUGAUAAUAAAGAUUAUCAAUACAUUUAGCUUUGGCAUUUUUAUGAUAGUAUUCAUGUAUAGUAAUAUGUAAAUGCUCCAUUAAAACAAAAACAGACAAAAAA
Molecule: messenger RNA, 5939 nt
Organism: Gorilla gorilla gorilla (western lowland gorilla)
Lineage: Eukaryota; Metazoa; Chordata; Mammalia; Primates; Hominidae
Gene: SLC38A11
Product: solute carrier family 38 member 11
Exons: 12
Coding region: 298-1764 (488 amino acids)
Biological process (GO): amino acid transmembrane transport
Cellular component (GO): membrane
Molecular function (GO): L-amino acid transmembrane transporter activity
Source: RefSeq, a predicted model, not a curated record